Molecule: messenger RNA, 2328 nt
Organism: Pantherophis guttatus
Lineage: Eukaryota; Metazoa; Chordata; Lepidosauria; Squamata; Colubridae
Product: olfactory receptor 2W1-like
Biological process (GO): G protein-coupled receptor signaling pathway
Cellular component (GO): membrane
Molecular function (GO): G protein-coupled receptor activity; olfactory receptor activity
Source: RefSeq, a predicted model, not a curated record
CAAUGGUAUCAUGCAGAAUUCUUAUUGAUCUGUAUGUGCUCAUAUACAUUCUAAAUAAUUACAAGACUUCUUCAGAGAGUAUAUGAUUCUCCUAUGAGAAGAGAAUAAUAUACUUAUGUUCAUGUUCUUAAUGGUCAUGAAUAUGUUGAGCUCCUUGUCACCUUUGGUGACAGUUUCUGCAGGGUCUUCCAAGAGAGAACCACCAAUUCCAGAAUAGAUGCACAAUGUCUGGCUUUCAUAAAAAGCAUGUGGAUCAUCCAUCUUACUGGGCACUUUAGUAGCAACUGAUAACACACUUGGCUCUUCUUCUUUUUUUUUUUUGAUGGAUGAAGAACAUCUUGUGAAGCAGAAAGGUAAAAUUCUCUUCUUCCAUUGGAGAAAACAGAUACAUUCUUUCCUGAUCUUACCUGAACAGGAGUUCCUUUAUAAUCUCAUCAUGAAAUUCUGCUGAGAUAUCCUUUGUUUUCCUAGAAAAAUAAUCUGUGUUACUAUAAUAAAGAAAGCUUAAUAUGGGCAUGUUCUAACUUGUUUCCUAAUUUGAAUUUAAUUGAAGUAAAGUUUGAUUAAGCAAACACAGAUAUUUCUUUUCUUUUGGAUAGACCCUAGAACUUUUCCUCUCACAAGUAUUACUUCUUAAACUGUUACUGAAUGUAUAUAUUGUGUGUCAGAAUAAUAUUCAAGCAAUGCUGAAAUAGAAUCUUUCAAGAAACUCAUAACUAUAUUGUUUUAUUUUGGUGCCUAUCCCUGAGUUUCAAGCCAGGGAUAGAACUGCCUUAUGUAUAUUUUCCAGCAUGGGAAAAUGUUUGCAGUUUCUAAAACUCUGGUCAUUUUUGGAGACUACUACUAAGCCUGCAAAAGUUCAUAAAGUCUUAUUUAAGUCAAUUGCAAAAAGUCAGUCUGUCAGGACUGCAGUAACUGAAAAAAAAAAGAAAGCUUAAAAUGAAGUCAAAUAUUUAGAAUUGUCUGAGAAGCAAAAAAAAAAGAAAAAAAGAAAAAAAAAGAGCCCACUUAAUUGCUAUGGCAGUUGGCAAAAACAAGACUUCAUCCCAAUUGUUAAGAUUCUCAUUAACAUGAUAUUUAUACAGCAAAUUUAUUUUGCUCCAAAUAUAGGAAAACUGAUAGGGAAAAAGAAGACCAGGAAUAAUUUUUUACCUGAUCGUAGUUUUGUUGUUCCCUGCAUCAAAGCACCCUUAUCUUCAAAUGUUGAUAAUAUUUCCUGGAAUAAUUCCUGAUAUGAGAAUGGCUAUUAUAUUUUGGUGUAAUUCCAUAUUUUGAAAAAUGAUAAUCAGUCUAAUUGUCCCUCAUUCUUUUUCCUUCUCCUCAGACAGGAAGCCAUGACAGAUGCUGAGAACUUCACCUCCGUCAAGGAAUUCAUCCUGCUGGGACUCACCAGCCAGAGAAAAAUCCAGCUUCUCCUCUUUGGGAUCAUUCUUAUCAUCUACUUGCUUACAGUUUUGGGGAACUUGCUAAUCAUCAUAUUGGUGCAGGGUGAUGUAAAUCUCCACACACCCAUGUAUUAUUUUCUUUCCCAACUUGCAGGGGUAGAUAUCUGCUAUGUUACCAGCACCAUGCCUCUCAUGUUGACUCAGCUCCUGGCAGAUGAUGGAACCAUUUCUUUCACAUUCUGUAUGAUCCAGAUGUACAUAGCCUUGGCUACGGCUGCUGUUGAGAUUCUCCUGUUGGGGGUCAUGGCCUAUGACCGCUACCUGGCCAUCUGCCGACCUUUACUUUACCCUGUUCUCAUGGGCAAACACUGCCAGUUGCAGUUCACUUUAGCAUGCUGGAUCAUAGCUCCUCUGAUCUGUGUGAUUUGCAUUGUGUGCCUCAUUUGCCAAAACUAUUGUGGUCCCAAUCGGAUCGAUCACUUCAUAUGUGAGUUGCCAGUGGUGUUGAAACUUGCAUGUGGUGAUACAAAUAUUACUGAGGACAUCAUUUUUGGCAUAGGCUCAUGUGUCCUUUUGGUUCCCCUUUCUUUUAUAUUGACCUCCUAUGGAUUUAUUCUUCACUCUGUGUCACAAAUGAAAUCACGUGUUGGGAGGCACAAGACUUUCUCUACCUGUGUCUCCCAUCUCCUUGUGGUCUCCUUGUUUUAUGGCCCUUCCAUCUGCAUGUAUCUGCUUCCAAAGACUGAUUCAGCACCUAAUCGCGAUAAACAAAUUGCAGUCUUCUAUGUUGUGAUCACUCCUCUCCUCAACUCUAUCAUUUAUACUCUGCGAAAUAAGGACAUUCAUAGGGCAGCAGCCAAGAUCUUGUGAAGAAGGACCUUUGAACAAAACUUAUAGGGUUUUUGUCAUGAUUAAUGAACCUAAAUAAAAAAAAGCCCUGAUG